AGCCGACUGUUCCCCCUUCCUCCACUGGUGACGUCACGAGUAGGGGAAGUGGGGUUUCUCCACUUCUGGCGGCAUCUGCAAGCAGUCGGCUGCCGAGGAGUGACAAACACCCAUCAUGAUCGGCGCAGCCACAGUCUUGGGAUUGCUGGGAUAUGUCACAUUUGCAUAUUCGACAAACACUGGACUGAGAGGAAAAUUUUUUAACAAAAUACCUAGUGAUGACCGAUUCAAUUAUUUUGAUGCUGAGCUAAUACAGGAAGCUACAAAGCGGCAUGAUGGAAAUGUACUUAUUUCUCCAGUGAGUAUGAAAGCUGCUCUGCUAAUGGUACUUGAAGGUGCAGUAGGUAAAUCUGCAGAUGAAAUUAAAGAUGUUCUGCGAUUGCCUGAUGAGAAGGAGUUGUAUCGGAUGAAAACGCAGCAAUUUCUGCGUAGACUCGCUGUCAAAUCUCCAUCGAUUACCAUUGAGACCGGAAACAGUCUCUUCCUCUCAAAUGACUUGAAGCCAUAUUCGGAAUACAGAGCUGCAAUGCAAGAAUAUUAUUCUGCUACCAUCAGUGAAGUGGAUUUCACUUCACCAACAAAAGCUGCUAUGACAAUCAAUGACUGGGUUAGUGGAGUCACCCAUGGACUUAUACCAAAACUUGUUGAGGCAGAGGGUCUUCCAACUGAUACAAAGCUCAUGAUGACCAAUGCAGUCUAUUUUAAGGGAAAAUGGAAAAUAGCCUUUGAUGCAGAUGGUACAACAGUGAGAUGUUUCUACAAACAGAAUCUUGAAUGCCAAAGAUCAUAUUUCAUGGAAACCCUAAGUUACUUCAAGUAUGGUUACAUAAGCUCUCUCGACGCAGAGGCUGUGGAAAUUCUUUAUUAUGAUGAUCAAUAUUCAAUGGUGAUUCUACUUCCAACCAAGAGAAACAGCAUUAACAAGUUAAUCAGGGACUUAACACAUACCUCACUUUCAGAGGCAAUCGGAAAACUUCAGCUAACAGAAAUACUGCUGUCAAUACCUCGUUUCAACAUAACCUACAACUCUGAGCUCAUACCUGUUCUUGAGAGGUUAGGAGUAAAAGAGGUGUUUGGGGCUCAUGCUAAUCUCUCUGGAAUUGCAAGAAACAUAGGAACAGCUCAUAUCAGCCAAAUACUACAUGCAACGAAGAUUGAAGUCAAUGAAGAAGGAACAAUUGCAGGGGCUGGUACAGGUGUUCUAGUUGUUCCACUUAUGGGAACUACCAUUCCGAGAUUCCGAGCUGAUAGUCCAUUCUUAUUUUUUAUCCGUGAUACUGUGACUGGAACUAUACUAUUUGGUGGGCUUGUCUCAACUCCAGAAGCCGCAAAUAUGCAACCGAGUGAAGAAACUUUCGUAUCAGAGUUAAAAGUUGAAUUGGACACAAGGAAAGAAGAGACGACAGAACAUUAUAUUACACAAGUAUCAAGAGGACAUACAAAACAUCUAGUAGCAAGACCAACCAACCUUCCAACAGAUGGAAGACCAGUAUACCAACAACCACAAUCCAAUGACAAAGAUGCCAUUCAGUUUUCAUUUUCAGGAAAUUUAUAGUUUAUCUUUCAGUAUGUAAGUGUCUUGAGAUUUGCAGGAUGACAGUGCCCAAGACAGUCAUUGCAAGACUGAAAAUGAUCAGUAAAGGUCUAAGAUUACACAAACAGUUCUCUGUUGCAUGAUUAUGCAGAGUUGGACUGCAAUUUAUACAUAUUGAGACACAGUUAAGAAUGUAAACUACAGCUGUGUUUCACACAUAAGAAAGUACAUAGCAUUGCAUACAUUUCAGUGUACAUUUUACCAUCCCUACUCCACUCAAGAAGUGAAUGUAGGAAAAGUGACUACCUGUAUACCUAUCUGAAAGCUGUAAUGUACCUAAUCGUAUCUCCAUCAUUCAUGUAAGGACACUACACAAGAACUGGACAAUAUUAAGAUUCCACAAAGAAAAUCAUUCUUAAGGUUUUGAAAGUAUAAUGUAAUAAAAAAUUGAGUGGCUGCUAAUUUAAAUUUUUCAUUGUUUGAGACACAUGUUCGAAAGUAGAAAACAUCUCGAUAAACCAAAUACAGCAAUAUGUUUCCUGUAAUGGUCAACACCUCUUUCUUUUUUUAAUCCACUUUAAUUUAUAACAGAAAUGCUCUCAUUAUUUAUAUUUUCAACCAAAUAAAAUUGUGCAUUGUUUAUUAA
This is a messenger RNA of Schistocerca cancellata (South American locust), 2180 nucleotides long. Its product is annotated as leukocyte elastase inhibitor-like. Gene Ontology annotation, molecular function: serine-type endopeptidase inhibitor activity. NCBI's taxonomy places the organism in Eukaryota, Metazoa, Arthropoda, Insecta, Orthoptera, Acrididae. The coding region runs from base 116 to 1555 and encodes 479 amino acids. The transcript is spliced from 8 exons. The record is from RefSeq and is a predicted model, not a curated record.